ACAAUCCUCAAAUAUCUGCGGCAUGUUCAAAGUGUCGCAGGAGAUGCGUUUGAAUACGCAGGCAGCCGCCUCCAGCUCCAGCUCCACCUCCAGUCCAAGUGGGAGUGGCCUGGAGGGCAAUAGUCCCGAGGAUGGCGGUAUUUUUGGACGCUACCAGCGCACGCCCGAUGCGGAUGCCUAUCCCGCGGAACCGCCGCGGGUUUAUGUGGCGCCCGAGCUGACCGAUGCCGGCAAGGUGCAGCUACUGCACUUUCCCAGCGGAGCGCUGAGGGUCAACAGCUCGGUGGGAUUCGUGAUCAAGCGGAACGGGGUCAAGGGUAAUUUCGAGGUGCGCGUCGAGGGACCCAGUGGACAACCCAUCCAGCCUGUCCAGCAGCAGCAGUUGGACCCCGAACGCUUCCAGAUCGAUUGCCACUUGGCUGCCGGAGCGGGACUCUACAAGGUGCACAUCAAGUGCAAUUCCGUGACUUUGCCCCGCUCGCCAUUCAUCAUUGUGGCCAUUGCCGGGAUUGCAGAGUCCAUUGAGGGGAAACCGCAGAACACAUCAGUGCCCAUCCUGGAUUCGGAUGUCAGCAAAGUGCAGAGCCGUGGCUUGGGCCUCACCCACGUCAGUCUGGUGGAGCGCAACGAGUUCACAGUGGACUGCAGCCAGGCGGGGAGCAACAUGCUCCUAGUGGGCGUCCUGGGUCAACGAGGUCCCUGCGAGGAGGUGGUGGUCAAGCACUUGGGCAGGAGCAUCCACAGGAUUACCUACCGGGUGUGUGAUCCCGGCGAUUAUGUCCUGGUAGUUAAGUGGGGCGAACAACACAUACCGGGAUCCCCGUUUAGUCUAAGCGCGGAAUAGGAUAGGAAAUAAAUGUGUGUCUGUAGAAGACAGCUGACCUUGAUUGGGAUCAUCCACCAUCCUCCCCAGGAUGCUGAGUCGCACCUUUGGGCGUUGUGCACGUUAACGAUGAUAGCCGAAACAUUAUGGAUGGGAUGCUACGACCAGGUUCUUUAUUGUUACGCCCGUUGCUAAUGACGUUCGCAUUUGGGAGCUGAUGCUGUCUUCGCCUCACAACCUAAUGAUGAUGACCGGCAAAUAUAUGUAUAUAGGUAUGCCAUAUGUACGAACAAAUAGCCAUCUGAACAUUUGCUGUAGUUUAAAUAAUAAUUCACUUCAAAUAAUGUGA
Molecule: messenger RNA, 1172 nt
Organism: Drosophila gunungcola (fruit fly)
Lineage: Eukaryota; Metazoa; Arthropoda; Insecta; Diptera; Drosophilidae
Product: filamin-A
Exons: 3
Coding region: 23-844 (273 amino acids)
Biological process (GO): actin cytoskeleton organization
Molecular function (GO): actin filament binding
Source: RefSeq, a predicted model, not a curated record